Marasmius oreades (fairy-ring Marasmius) is the source of this 354-nucleotide messenger RNA. RefSeq lists its product as uncharacterized. Gene Ontology annotation, cellular component: cytosol; nucleus. Lineage: Eukaryota; Fungi; Basidiomycota; Agaricomycetes; Agaricales; Marasmiaceae. The transcript is spliced from 4 exons. The record is from RefSeq and is a predicted model, not a curated record. Bases 1 to 354 code for a protein of 117 amino acids. Gene Ontology annotation, molecular function: DNA binding.
AUGGACAACAUCAAGCUACCUGCGGAAGCACAAGGUUUGCAAGGAUCCCAACCAGAUGACGGAAAACAGGCUGCUCAAGAGGAAGAAAUGCGCCGCGACUUGAUGGCUACCGUUCUCGACACCGCAGCUCGCGAACGACUAUCACGGAUAUCUCUGGUUAGUCCAGAGCGCUCAAGGCAGAUAGAAGGGAUUCUGUUGAGGAUGAUUCAGUCGGGACAAUUGAGAGGACGGGUAUCAGAGAACCAAUUAAUCGAACUUCUGGAACAAAUAGAGUCGGCUCAAGGCCAAAGUACGACGAAGAAAUCCACAAUAGUGUAUCAGCGCAGGAAGGAUUUCGACGACGACGAUUUCUGA